Gossypium raimondii (Peruvian cotton) is the source of this 3255-nucleotide messenger RNA. RefSeq lists its product as uncharacterized. Bases 1 to 3255 code for a protein of 1084 amino acids. Gene Ontology annotation, molecular function: protein binding. The transcript has 7 exons. Lineage: Eukaryota; Viridiplantae; Streptophyta; Magnoliopsida; Malvales; Malvaceae. The record is from RefSeq and is a predicted model, not a curated record.
AUGGAAGAAGCUAGAAAUGAAGUAUUAACAGUUGUGGCUAAUCUCAAAGCGUCUUCCCUGCUGCUUGAUAGUUAUGAUGAUGAGCACUUUGAUAUCCAUGAUGUUGUUUGGGAUGCUGCUUUAGCUAUUGCUUCGAGGGACUACCAUAUGCUUGUUUUGAGAGAUCAUAUUCCAAAGGAGUGGUCCGAUAAGGCGAAAAUGAACAGCUUGAGAGUGAUAAGCUUACCUUGUCCUAAAAUUGUAGCCGAGCUUCCUAAGGAGAUGGAGUAUUCAGGUCUUUCCUUUUUCCAUAUGGCCCGUGAUGAUUUAGUGGCAAUUCCUCCCGAUUUUUUCAGACGAAUUGAAAGUCUCAGAGUCUUGGAUUUACCUUCAUAUUCCUAUCUACCUGACUCAAUUAAUCACCUCAUAGACCUUCGCACGUUAUGUCUAAGAGGAUGUCUAGUUGAAGACAUAACCAUCAUUGGAGAGCUCAAAAAUUUAGAAAUCCUUGACCUUGCUUUGUCAAGGAUUAAAGAACUACCCAAGGAGAUAGCACAAUUGACUCGGUUAAGGUUGUUAGAUUUGAGUGAGUGUAGACAACUCAAAAUCAUCCCACCAAAUGUCUUAUCAAGUUUAUCUAAAUUAGAAGAAUUAUAUAUGGAGGGAAGCUUUGCUGAAUGGGAAAAUGAAGGAGUAGUUGAGAACGAGAGGAGAAAUGCAAGCCUUGAUGAAUUAAACAAUUUGUCUCGUCUAACUACUUUAUAUGUUCGUAUUUCCGAUAUCCAAAUGAUUCCAAAGCAUCGAUUCAUUGAGACAUUGAACAGAUACAAGAUUAUUGUAGGUGAUAUUCCUAUAUCCAUCUUGCUCCGAAGACAUGAAUGUUCAAGGACAUUGAAGCUCCAGUUAUAUACAAAUAUUUGUUUGGAUAAUGGGGUGAAAAUGUUGCUGGGAAAGGCUGAAGAUUUGUACCUAGACCUAAAAGGUCUUGAAGGCAUCAAGAAUGUACUUGCAGAGUUAAAUAAAGGGAACGGUUUUCCACAUUUACAGAGUCUUCAUGUCCUAAAUGGUAAGCAGACAUAUCAUUGGAGUUCGAAUUUGAGGAGGUUGAUCAUCACUGCAUGCGGCAAGUUGGAGCAUCUGUUGUCACCCUCUGUCGCCAGGAGUCUGGUGCAGCUCCACCGCUUUGAGAUAUGGGGCUGUGAGUCCUUAAGGGAGAUAAUGUUUACAGAGGAAAUAGAAGAAGAAGAUCAAGAAGAAAUGAAUAAUGUGAUUUGUUUCCCCCGAUUAAACUUUCUGGAUAUGCAUUACCUUCGAAACCUCAUCUCCUUCUGCUCAGGAAAUUAUAAUAUCGAAUUCCCUUUGUUGAAAAAGCUAGAGAUUGACGGUUGCCCGAAAUUAAAAGAAUUCAUUAGUGAAAGCGGUAUUGAGUCCGGCAUGCAUACUCUCUUCAAUAAGAAGGUUGCAAUUCCAAGCUUGGAAAGGAUGACAAUCAGGGGGUUGACAAAUGCGAAGAUGAUAUUUCAUAAUGAGCUACAACCAGAUUCUUUUAAAAAUCUACGAGAAUUAAGUGUUUCAGACUGUCGGAGUCUAAAAAAUCUAUUUCCAGCGUUAAUAGCCAAACAUCUUCCGCAACUUGAACGUUUACGGAUAAGAGAGUGUGGGGUGGAGGAGAUUGUAUCGGGAGGGGAAGGUGUAGAGGAGCAGCCUGUGAGUUUUGAGUUUCCCAAAGUGUCUUUCCUAGCGGUUGAAUACUUAAGCAAGCUCAAAUGUUUCUAUAAAGGGCAACAUACAAUUGUGUGGCCAAUGUUGAAAAAUUUGACCACGGAUUGUUCUGCUUUGCUAAUGAUAGUGGGUUUAGAAGAUGUUAGAAUCCAGGAAAGGAAGGGAAAUGGGGAGGCAGUUUUCUUGGUUGAAGAGGUCCUUCUCAAUUUAGAGACACUUCAGUUACUAAAUUUUAGUGGUAUGGAUCAAUUUCUAUGGGAUUUGUUCUCUCGCAUUAAGGUUUUUGAAGUGGAUGGUGGCAUUCAUAGUGGAUCUUCUUAUAUAUUUCCUCUCGUCCGAAGAUUCUACAAUUUGAAAAAUCUAAAGUUUAGUAAUUUUGAUUUCAAACAUGUAGUCCCUUGUAAGGGAGAUGUUGGGACUCUGUCACAAAUAAAAAAUCUGAAAUUGCUUUCUUCCAAAAAUCUUAAGCAUGUAUGGAGGAAAGAUUCGGAACUUGGUCAUAUUCUCACUAAUCUCCAAAAGCUCAAAAUUUGGGGUUGUGAUGAUUUGAAAAAUAUUGGAGCCUCGUCAUUAUCUUUCCAAAAUCUCACAACUUUGGAGGUGUCAAAUUGCACAAUGAUGACAAAUUUAGUCACACCCUUUGUAAUUGAGAAUCUGGUGCAAUUAACAAAAAUGAGGGUGAGCGGCUGCACUGAAAUGACAGAAAUAGUGACAAAUGAGGGAGACUAUCAUCAGACAAUAGUUGUCAGGAAAUUGAAAUGUUUAGAUAUAAGAGACCUACCAAGGCUCACAAGCUUUUGUCCAGGGAGUUACACCUUCAACUUCCCUUGUUUGGAAGACGUAGUUGUGCAAAUGUGUUGUAGAUUGAAGAUCUUUUCUGAGGGAGUUUUAAGCACCCCGCAAUUACAAAGAGGUGGAUUCAAUAUCCUAUUUGAUCGGGACAUCUCUGACACGUUUCCAAAGUUGAUAGAAAUAUGGAAAAGAAACCCUCAAGAAAUUUUGGAGUCGAAGAACCUUGUCAGAAUGGAGAUUUAUAAAUGUAGCAGCUUGAACUAUAUUUUUACCCCGUCUAUGCUUUUGAGCCUGAAGCAACUAAGAAUCAUAGAAGUAAAAGAAUGCAAUGCAAUGGAACAAGUGAUCAGGGAAGACGAGGAUGGAGCAACCAUACAUAAUUUGAUAUUUCCUAACUUCUGCAUUGUAAAAAUAGAGACGUGUUCCAACUUGACAAAUUUUUAUUUGGGAAGUCGAUCUCUUGAAAUUCCAAAUUUGCAGCAUAUUACGAUAGCUGAGUGCCCUAAAAUGACGGCAUUUUCUUCUACAAUUUCAAGAAAGAGUGAAAAAGUGAUUGACGAUGUUAAGUUUAGUUCCCAUGCAAAGGCUCGAGGCUUGCUAUUCAAGCAAGAUACAAAACAGCCUGUUAUUGUCUCUUUGUUCCAACAAUUGUCUUCAAUGGAGAUGGCUUCCACAUAUGGUGGUCAAGAUGAAGACUUACCUGCAGCCUUUGAUCUGUGGGAAGUUGUUAACACAGAUGUCGAGCCAGACCACCGAGGCUAA